AAAACAGGCAGUGAUGCCGUGGUCAAGAUGCUUGCUCACCACAUUGGGGUUCUUGCAGGUCAUCAACCUGCAUGCUUUCUUCUGGCACGUCUGCCCCCACAUUCAGGCUGUUCAGCAGCGGCAUCUUUCUUUUGACCCUCACUCCUCGAUGCUGUCGAGGAGGCGCGAUUCCUUUUCUAUGAUGGUCACUAGCACUGGCGGCAGCAGCGAAAAGGAGGCGGCUACGAUGGAACGCGAAACCCAGUAUUUUCUGACAGUGAAGACGCACACAAACAUAUCCCAGAUUCAGGCAGAGGAGUGGAACUCUUUGUUGCGCUUUGAGGACUCCCCCUUCUUGCAGCAUGAGUGGUUUGAUUGCCUGGAGGCCUCGGGAUGCGCAGUGCCGGCCACAGGAUGGAACCCCUGCCACCUGACCAUCCGCAUGGUCACAGGCCGGGGCGGGGAGGUUGCCGAGUCCGACGAUCCGGGCGAGCUGGUGGCGGCCGCGCCUGUAUAUAUCAAGACUCACAGCAUGGGCGAGUUUAUAUUUGACAACGAGUGGGCGAGCGCGGCCUACCGCUCGGGCCUGGACUACUACCCCAAGGUCCUGGUGGCCGUCCCGUUCACGCCCGCGUCCGGCGCCCGCCUCCUGCUCAAGAGAGGCCUGUCGCAACCCAUGCAGCGAGAGAUACGCAGGAUGGUGGGCGGCUUCCUUCAGGACCUGGCGAAGAGCAACGGCUUCUCCUCCGUGCACGUCAACUUCUGCGAGGAGGAGGAGAUCGGAGCCUUACAGGAGGCCCAGCCCCCCUACCUGCACCGGACCUCCAUGCAGUUCCACUGGGUGAACAGGAACAAAGACAAGGAUGGACUGCCAUACAGUAGCUUUGAUGAGUACCUGAGUGCCUUCCGGAGCAAGCGCCGCAUCAAGAUCAAGAAGGAGCGGCGCAGCAUCUACGAGGACGCCGGCCUGACCCUGCAGGUGCUCCGCGGCCGCGACAUCCCGGACUCUUACUUCGACUCGGACCUGAUCUUCAAGCUCUACGUGAGCACCAUCGACAAGCUCUUCUACGGCAGGCAGUACCUGAACGAGGCCUUUUUUCGCCUCCUCAAGGACAAGUUCCGGGAGCCCCUCUGCCUGGUGCUGGCCAGGGACGCGGGCGGCGAGGUCGUGGCCGGGACCUUCAACGUCAUCAGCAACGACAAGCGCUUCUACGGCCGCUACUGGGGCUGUGUCGCACCAGAGGACAUCAAAAAUCUGCAUUUCGAAACCUGCUACUACAAGUCGAUCGAGUACUGCAUCGAGGCCGGGCUGGCCGCCAUGGAGCCAGGGGCGGGUAACUCCGACUUCAAAUUCAUGCGGGGGUUUGAGCCCGUACACGUGCACUCCAUGCACCACCUUGUGCACCCCGGGCUACGCCAGGCAGUGGACGACUUCCUCCAGUACGAGCGGAGGGAGGUGUCGGGAACGGUCGAAUACCUGAGCGAGAAGAGCGCCGUGCGGGGGCGCAGGGACGGUCAGGGGGGGGAAGGCGGCCAGGCGCCGGGGGAGGGAGGGGAGUAG
Molecule: messenger RNA, 1540 nt
Organism: Nannochloropsis gaditana CCMP526
Exons: 2
Coding region: 14-1540 (508 amino acids)
Source: RefSeq, a predicted model, not a curated record